Actinia tenebrosa (Australian red waratah sea anemone) is the source of this 2234-nucleotide messenger RNA. Its product is annotated as acid-sensing ion channel 2-like. Gene Ontology annotation, biological process: sodium ion transmembrane transport. NCBI's taxonomy places the organism in Eukaryota, Metazoa, Cnidaria, Anthozoa, Actiniaria, Actiniidae. Gene Ontology annotation, molecular function: ligand-gated sodium channel activity. The record is from RefSeq and is a predicted model, not a curated record. Gene Ontology annotation, cellular component: plasma membrane.
CGACAAGGUGGUUGUAUUGACUGAAAUAAGUGUCAUAGUGUGUUUUCAAAGCAUGUUUUGCCAAAACAAGACGCUAGACGUUUCUUGAAUCUUCUCCAGUUUCGUUAAAGGGAAAGAAAAAGCGGGAUUGCCAACAAAUUAAAGAACUAGAGUGAAGGAUCGACGACACUGAAGAAAAUCCUCAGGCAAACCUCAAAAAUCAAAGUUUUUUUGCCAUGGCCGUUUCAAUGAAGCCGUCGUGGUCCGAGUUUGCGUCGAACAGCACUCUACACGGACUUCGUUACGUAGUCGGAGUCUCAUCGUGGUGUCGUAGAUCAUCUUGGCUUUUCUGUAUACUAACUGUAACCGGGAUUUAUUUAUAUUUCCUCGCAGAAAGCGUCCAACAAUACGUCUCAAAACCCAUCAACACUCACACAUCUCAUGAGUUCCCAGAAGAUGGGAUGAAUUUUCCGUUGGUAACUAUUUGUAAUCGUAAUGCUGUCAUGAAGUCCAAAGCAGACAUCGGAUACGAUGACGAAAGAUUCAAAAAACUCAAACUCGAUUUACCCGCCUGCGAUACCAUAAGACAUGUCAGCGGUAACCUCACAUGCGGACAGGCGCUUCUGUGUGCCUAUCAUAAAUAUGGAUCGAACGUCGUCGAAAACUGUGACAAUAAUAUGGUAGACAAACUGCGCAAUGCUUUGAACACAUCUUCAAGAAUAUUCAACCCAGAGGAAUUCCUGCGAGUCUACGGCCAUGACAUCGAAACCAUGGUAGUCAGCUAUUGCCGCUUCUCUACAGAUUACGUGUGCUCUGAUAAAGAUUUUCAGCCCGUCAUGAGCCCCAAGGGUCUGUGUUAUGAGUUCAAGCCCAAAACUAAGGAUGGUCGGCCACUCAAAGUCCAGUACACAGGAGGGGAUGGAGCGUUGAAUGUUGUUCUUGACACCCAAACAAACGAAGGUACAUUUGGGGAUUGGUCCAUUGGUUUUCUAGCGAUUGUGACGUGGUAUGGUGAAGUGGCCAAUCGGAAUCGAGGAUUCAACGUCUUUCCUGGCUCACACGCUAUCGUUGGUGUAAUACCUAAAAUGGUUAAGCGCCUACCAGCACCCUACAAAACCAACUGUUCUGAGAGACAUCUGCCCGGUUAUACAUUAUACACCAAAGAUGCUUGUGUUGCACAGUGUUUUAACAACGCCACCAUCGCAGCAUGUGGCUGUAGAUUAGAAGGUGAACCAGGAUUUCCUGACAUUCCAGUCUGCAGUAUUCAAGAUGCCCAAUGUCGUACAAAAGCCCAAGAAAAUACCAAUUUAGCUGCCUGCUGGUGUUCCAUGCCAUGCAUGGAGAGAUAUUUUGAAACCACGAUUUCCUACUCAAAGUUCCCUAAUAAAGUUGGCAUCUCCAUCAUACAGAAAAGAUUCAAGCUUAACAGAUCUGAAGAGUAUAUAAGGAAUAACCUUGUUUAUCUACAAAUCGGUUUCGUGGAGUUGGCUUAUCAAGUAGACGAACAGAUUCCGGCAUAUGGACCGAGCAGCCUUUUCGGUGAUAUUGGUGGCAACAUGGGUCUAUUUCUUGGCUGUAGUCUUCUCACAGUAGUUGAAUUCCUAGAUCACAUAUGUAUUUUGCUUCUGAACAAAGUGCGAGGUGAUAAAAAGACUAAUGAUAUUCACAAUAAUCAAAGUACUUCAACUUUGUCCACCUAGAUCAGCCUUUGUCAGACUCAAACAAUUCUCCAGGAUUACCUGGGUAUUGACUGGAUGUGAUGCAAAUUAUCCUAGCUAUGCUUGCUAAAUGAGAAGACAAAGAGAGAUAAAAUGAAAGGCACAUUACUUUAGUUUUCUCAAGUGUGUGAUGAAUGCAAAUUAAUGAUAUGCCAUUUUGCAUAGCUUAAAGUGAAAGCCAAGGAUGACAAAAAAAUUGAGCAUUUAUAAGUCAUCAAAGACACCACAUAAAAGCAAAAUUACACAAGAAAAUCUUUCAAUUUAAUAACUUUCCAUUUACUUAAAGCCAGGUUCUUAUUAGUGAUGUAAGCCAAAGCAAGCAUUAGCAUAAGCGCAAGCCAGAGCAAAAAGAAAAUCUUUCAUUUUCUUGCACUGGCAUUACUUUAUUUCAUAGUGAGAACGUGGAGUUAUGCCUGCUUCCUUCAGGCUUGCAUCAGUUUGCAUCGCUAAUGACAAUCAGGCUUAAGAUGGCAUUACAAUUCUAAAUUUAUUGUUUAAGUUAACAAUAUUAGAUUAAUAAAUAGCCAAUAUGCCAGA